Messenger RNA from Alternaria conjuncta, 237 nucleotides. RefSeq lists its product as uncharacterized. NCBI's taxonomy places the organism in Eukaryota, Fungi, Ascomycota, Dothideomycetes, Pleosporales, Pleosporaceae. The record is from RefSeq and is a predicted model, not a curated record. Bases 1 to 237 code for a protein of 78 amino acids. Gene Ontology annotation, molecular function: protein binding. The transcript is spliced from 2 exons.
AUGCCGUUGUUAGAUCUGCCCUUGGAGAUCUUCGAGGAAGUCCUGGCGGCUGUUGCAGAGGACGUCGAGCAGCGGAGUCUUCUACGAUAUCGACUCAUCUGCAAAACGUUCGCAAACAUCAUCAAGAAACGUGUCGUUGCAGCCGCUGUCCCAAAGGAUCUCGCCAAGUUCCUGGAUGACCGACUAUCCACUCGCCUAUUCGAACAACAUGGUAGCGAUGUUCUUGUUAGAAUUUAA